AUGGUAAAUUUGGAUACGUCUAUUGUUAGACUUAACUGUAAUAUUGGAUGGAAAGAGCCAACAGUUCCUGCAACACUGCCUUCGUUGAAGUUCGAAUACAAUAUGAAACUCCGUACCAUUUCUAGGGUUGUACAGGGAAGAAACAGAUCUUCAUCAACUCAAUUUUACAUUUAUCGUGUUUCAGCUCAGCUUCAUUCAAUACCUAAAAGACCUUCGUUUGGCAUUGCAUUUGAUAUUGAUGGUGUUAUACUUCGUGGACGUACUCCAAUCGGAGAUUCUCCUAAGGCUUUGAGGAGAUUAUACGAUGAUUCUGGUUGUCUGAAGAUCCCAUAUCUGUUUCUGACAAAUGGAGGUGGCAUCCCUGAAUCUAGAAGAGCCUCUGAGUUGAGCCAACUCCUUGGAGUAAAUAUUGACCCUAUUCAGGUGGUACAGGGUCACUCACCUUUCAAAAACUUGCUGAAAAGGUUUGAAAAUGAAUUAAUUGUUGCCACUGGAAAAGGGGAGCCUGCAGUGGUGAUGUCUGAAUACGGUUUCAAAAAAGCCAUCUCAUUAGAAGAAUAUGCAUCUCACUUCCAUAACAUUGAUCCUCUAUCACCAUACAAAACCUGGACCACAAAGCAGCCAUGCAAUGAGCAAAAAAACUCCAGUGAGUCAAUCCCAAGUUUUGAUGUCACUUCUGAAAGAGUUAAAGCAGCUUUUGUUGUUAGUGACCCUGUUGACUGGAGUAGAGAUAUUCAGGUUCUUUGUGACAUUUUGAGAUCAGGUGGUUUGCCUGGAGAGAAGUGUGAGCAUCAACCACCUAUGUAUUUUGCAGCUGAUGAUCUUGAAUAUCAGGCUGUAUUUCCUUGUGAACGUCUUGGCAUGGGGGCUUUCAGGAUUGCUCUAGAAAGCAUCUUUAAUAGGAUUCACCACAAGCCAUUAGAGUAUACCUCAUUUGGAAAACCAAAUCCAGAAGUGUUCAAGAAUGCAGAGUCCAUAUUGAAGCAACUUCUUAAUGAAGAUCACAAAGACAUAAUAAAUAAUUCACACCAUUUUGAAACCCUGUACAUGAUUGGGGACAAUCCUUCGGUUGAUGUCAAGGGUGCAAGACAGGCCGGACAUCCAUGGUUUUCUAUAUUGACAAGGACAGGUGUUUUUAGAGGAAAAGAGAACCACACAGAUUAUCCUGCUGAUCGGGUUGUUGAUACAGUAGAAGAGGCUGUGGAAUAUAUAUUGCAAAGAGAGGCUAAAUAAUGCUUAGCAAAAACACAUUUUUUUUAUCCAUGAGCUCCUCUACAGAAAGAAGGCUCUAGGAUUUUGACUAUUUUAAAUUUCAAAAAGAAAGUAUCUCAUGUUUUUUUAUAAUUUUUUUUUAAAAUUUCCUGCUGAAGCGGUAGUAAUAGCCAAUCCCUGGGUUUUGUGACUGUAGCAUAAGCAACUCUAUUACCUUCAAGCAGGGUCCUUGCGGGUGUACCAUUGUUGAUGAGAUGCCCGUAGGGCAUAACUAUACAAAAUCAAAUAUUAUAAAAGAACAAAG
Messenger RNA from Lactuca virosa, 1516 nucleotides. The record is from the annotation of a GenBank genome assembly. Lineage: Eukaryota; Viridiplantae; Streptophyta; Magnoliopsida; Asterales; Asteraceae.